AUGCGGCUUCCACCCCCUGAGGUUUUGAUGUCAUGGCCGACACCCAACUAUACCGAUCCCCCGACUCGCGGCAACUCUGCGUUCAUAGUCAACGUUGUCGGUACCUCUUUGGCAUUCGUCGUAACCUGCCUUCGCCUCUAUACUCGUCUACGAAUCACAUGCAGCCCUGGAUUUGAUGAUAUCUUGAUCGUGAUUGCUCUGAUCUUUGCAAUUGGCAUGUGCGCAGUCAUAUCGAUGGCAACCGAGCAGUGGGGAUGGGAUAGACACAUGUGGGAUGUUCCGUUGGAAUGGAUUCCCACGAAUUCCAAACUCAACCUUUCCUUCCAACUUCUCUUUUCCUUGGCUUCGUCAAUCACCAAGCUCUCCGUUCUAUGGUUUUGCAAACGCCUUCUUGGACGUGGUAGCAAGGGCUUGUACCGGUGGUACAACGUUGUCUUGAUCGUCGCCAUGGUUUUUGUCACGAUCUGUUGCACUCUCUUCACUGUGCUAUCCAUUUUCCAAUGCAAGCCUAUACACGCGUACUGGGACUUCAUGCCGAAAUAUCCACACCACUGUAUGAACGACGGUUAUAUGGUGUUUUCUGCUAGCGUCGUCAACAUCUUUACCGAUUUCCUUGCCACGGUUCUUCCUAUGCCAUUGAUCUGGAACCUGAAGCUUCCCGCCCGACAACGCAUCGCAGUGAUCUCGAUCUUUGGACUGGGUAUCGUGGUCAACGUCGCGGGUUCGAUUCGGACGGUAUAUGUGUGGAAGAGUAUGGUUGCCUCUUACGACACAACUUGGUUGGGAUGGCCGGUCUUGCUGGCCGCGACCAUAGAGAUAAGCAUUGGCUUGAUCUGUGCGUCGGCACCUGCGUUGAGGCCACUCAUUGCAUUCUUCCUGCCUCGCUUGCUUCAAUCCAGCCGCAACUACGCAUCGUACGACCAACAGAACCCCUCUCAAAAGCUGUGGGGUUCGACCGGUCGCUCCAAGAAUUCCAAGCAUGAGUCGCGCCAUUACGGCAAUGCGCUGGAUCGUAUGGAGGUUGUGCGGACGGUCGAAAUGGAGACGUGGACAGAGUCGAGGGAUCCAAGCGAUGCCAUGGAAAACAACGCCGGGGUCAAAUCGAACCAUACUCGGGUUGCAACUCCGACUCACAAGUUCGAAUUGAAGGACAGCGGUACCGUGAUUACUUCGCCAGGUAGCGAUGGAUCUACGAUCUCUCUCACGCGGGAAUCACUCCCCGAGUCACCAUUCGGCGACAGGAGUUAUAUUUGA
Molecule: messenger RNA, 1254 nt
Organism: Aspergillus melleus
Lineage: Eukaryota; Fungi; Ascomycota; Eurotiomycetes; Eurotiales; Aspergillaceae
Exons: 4
Coding region: 1-1254 (417 amino acids)
Source: RefSeq, a predicted model, not a curated record